This is a messenger RNA of Pistacia vera, 974 nucleotides long. RefSeq names its product bifunctional monothiol glutaredoxin-S16, chloroplastic-like. The record is from RefSeq and is a predicted model, not a curated record. Bases 313 to 759 code for a protein of 148 amino acids. The transcript has a single exon. Lineage: Eukaryota; Viridiplantae; Streptophyta; Magnoliopsida; Sapindales; Anacardiaceae.
AGACAAGCUGCUGUUUAUAUUUAUGUGUAAAUUAUGAAAAGUUAGAUUGUGAAUUUUGAAUUUUGAAGAUUUAACAUCCAGGAUGUUUACCAUCGAAAAUUGUUAUGAAUGUAAACUGGGAAAGCCUGUCUAACUCAUCUUUGUUUGGGCUCUUUAGACAAAGGCUAUGCUAUGGUAGAACAGUUGUCAUUUGUGUAAGAUUUCGGUGAUAGGCAUUUGCUUAAAUAUAAUGUCGUCAUUUUAACUUUUUUGUAGGUUGGAGUAGUAGAUGAACCUGAUAGAACAGUUUUAACCCAAGCUUGGAAGUCAUGGAUGGAAGAAUACAUACAAGCCACCGGAAAAGUCCCACCAGGCAAUGAAUCAGGGAACAACACUUGGGUUCGGCAGCCUCCUAAGAAAAAACCUGAUCUCCGUCUCACUCCUGGUCGUCAUGUCCAGCUGACAGUUCCACUUGAUGAGCUCAUCGAUAAGUUGGUAAAGGAGAACAAGGUGGUGGCCUUUAUAAAGGGAUCAAGAAGUGCACCAAUGUGUGGAUUCUCGCAGAGAGUGGUUGGCAUUCUUGAAAGUGAAGAGGUGGAUUUUGAAAGUGUGGAUGUCCUUGAUGAAGAGUAUAAUUAUGGAUUGAGGGAGACACUAAAGAAGUAUAGUAACUGGCCAACAUUCCCACAAAUUUUCUUGAAUGGAGAAUUGGUUGGAGGGUGUGAUAUCCUCUCCUCCAUGCAUGAGAAGGGUGAGAUUGCAGGAUUGUUCAAAAAGUAAGUAGAUUUUUGAAUUUAUGUAUUUGAGAGAGUAUUGUAAUAGAGUACAAAAUGAGAUCACAAGACUAUUUACGUGGGAAGAGAGUUGAUUGUCUAGGCGGUGGAUGUUUUGUGUACAAUAUACAAACUUGAUCCAUUCGAGAACGAAGGAACCAUUGAUUCCUAUUUAGUAUUGAGCGUCAUCCCUCUGUGUAAAACAAUUUGUUGAAUCACUUA